Messenger RNA from Lactuca saligna, 615 nucleotides. NCBI's taxonomy places the organism in Eukaryota, Viridiplantae, Streptophyta, Magnoliopsida, Asterales, Asteraceae. The record is from the annotation of a GenBank genome assembly.
AUGUGGGACCCUAAUCAACCGGCUGCUAGCUCUCAAGAAAAGGAUGAUUCAUGGGAGGUUAGAGCCUUCGCGGAAGACACUGGAAAUAUCAUGGGCACAACUUGGCCACCACGCUCCUACACUUGCGCGUUUUGCAGGCGGGAAUUCCGGUCAGCCCAGGCCCUUGGUGGCCACAUGAAUGUGCACCGCCGUGACAGGGCUCGCCUCCACCAAGCUCAGCCAAAUUUGAAAAACCCUUACAUGACCUCUUCAAUUUCUUCUUCUUCUUCGUCCACUCUCUUGAUCCCAACACAAGACUUUGAUGGAAAUGGUGGUUUAUGUCUUCUAUACUCUUUACCGAACCCUAAUACCAUAUUUAGCCCUAUAAAAACAUUCAAUGAUAACACCUCUAGUCGUCUCCCAAUUGCACCACAUCCCACCACUGCUAACUUGAUGAACUUUCCAGUAGCUGUGCUUCCUGACAAUAUCAAAUCUUCUCUAUCCAACUCUAGCAACACUCACGGAUCAAUGUCCACCUGCAGUAACAAUAACAAUCAUCUUCUCUUCACAAAUUCCUCAGUGGAAGAGUUAGAUCUAGAGCUUCGUCUCGGACGCAGUUCAACAUCACCUACUUGA